AUGAAUACCAGUAAUUUGAUUCAAUAUAGUGUGUGUGAAGUAAAUAAAAUGCAGUUUGAUAUUAGAAGGUUUGACAUUUAUCGUAAAGUGCCAAAAGAUUUAACUCAGCCGACAAAUACUGGAGCAGCAAUCUCAAUAUUUUGUGUUACAUUUAUAUCAACGUUAUUAUUAAUUGAAUUAUAUUACUUUAUUAAUCUUGGAAUUGAUAUACAGGAUGAUCUGGGGCGCCAUGAAGUUGGUCUUUUGGAUCAUAUAGUAAAAACACCUGAAAAUGAUGGACAAGGAUGUCGAAUAGUCGCCUCAUUCAGAAUAACUAAAGUUCCUGGUAAUUUUCAUAUAUCGACUCACAGGGCAUCACCACAACCUGAUCACAGUGAUAUGAAACAUGUAAUACAUGAAUUGAAUUUUGGUGAUUCUAUCAAAGGUUUUCGUCGUAUACCGAAUAGGAAAGCAUUCCAUCCAUUACGUCGUUAUAAUAAUACACUUCGACCAAGUCAUGUAUCUCACGACUAUUUGUUGAAAAUUGUGCCAACGAUUUAUGAGAAUUUAGCUGGAACACGAAGACGUCCUUAUCAAUUUACAUUUGUUUAUCGAGAGCAUAAUCCUACGCAUGCCCAUGGUGUGAAUGUACUUCCAGUCAUAUGGUUUCGUUGCGAUACGAUACCAAUUACAGUUAAAUAUACCGAACGUAGACCAAAACUUUAUACAUUUAUUACAUCGAUCUUUUCUCGUGACAAAUUAACGCCUGUAUUCUAUUACACAUACGCACCUAGUCUAAAGUCAUUAGUCAUGUCAUCAGCUCAAGCGAAACAGGAUCUAUCUUCUACAAGUGCUGAUAAGCAAACAAAUAAUGUCGGUUUUAGUGAUUUGGAUACGAAAAGUCCAAUAGCUGAACCACAAAAACAAGAUCCAACAGUUCCUAUUGAUGAAAAAGCUGGAAAACAAGCCAAAAAACAAGAUGAACCGCUUAAAUAA
Didymodactylos carnosus is the source of this 975-nucleotide messenger RNA. The record is from the annotation of a GenBank genome assembly. Lineage: Eukaryota; Metazoa; Rotifera; Eurotatoria; Philodinida; Philodinidae.